Amborella trichopoda is the source of this 1564-nucleotide messenger RNA. RefSeq names its product secretion-regulating guanine nucleotide exchange factor. The record is from RefSeq and is a predicted model, not a curated record. NCBI's taxonomy places the organism in Eukaryota, Viridiplantae, Streptophyta, Magnoliopsida, Amborellales, Amborellaceae.
GUGCCCAUUUUGGUCUUUUUCCGUUCAAAUGGCAUUUACUUAUACUAAAUAGAAUUAUUAAACAAAAACAAAAAAGAAUUAUUAAAUAAGUAAUUCAAUUUUUAAUUUGAAUAAUCUCUGUAACUGAAAGGAGCCCCUAAUUCCUGUAUUCCUAACGUUUUCCUCUUCCAUUAAAAGUUCGAAAUUUUCCCCUUCUUUUCAUGGUGAAAAGUUUUUUUUUCCUUCCUUUUUUUGGGAAACCUUCGCCUAAAACAAUAUCAAAUCUUGCUGUGAAGCACUGUUUAUUUCUUAUUAGACGUCCAAUUCUCCUGAGAUGUUUGCAAGACACCCAAACAGGCCAAGUUCUGCUUGGCACAAAACACAAAGACGCCAGGUCGCUAUUUUUGGCAUUGCCCUUAUUCUAGUCACGACUUUUAUUAUACUCUUGAGAACAAGGCCAUAUUCUAACCACCCGUUUGCUUUUCCAAAGCUAAAAUGGAACAGUUUUCGCCCUUUCAUUCAAUUUUCUCCCUCUAUGGAGUUCAUGAAUGGAACUGAUGCAAUUUGGCAAAUACCCAACUCCCCCAAAGCAAUUCUCUUCAUUGCUCAUGGCUGUAGCGGUAAAGCUGCCAAUUUUUGGGAUAGAUCCCCAGGUUGCCCAAAUUGUGUUGGACUACCUGAAGAGCGCCUCCUCGUUCUUCACGCCCUUGCUCGUAAAUUUGCAGUCUUAACCAUAUCAAGCACUAAUGUGUGUUGGGAUCUCAAGAGAGACAGAAAGAUAGUUAAAGGAAUACUAAAAUGGUGGAUUGAAAAGAAUAAGCUUGAGGGUCUUCCACUUACAGCUCUUGGGGCCUCUUCUGGUGGAUAUUUCAUUUCUGCCCUUGCCACCGAUGUCAAAUUUCGCAGUGUAGUUCUUAUGAUCUCUGAAGGAGUAUUUGAGGCUAUGGAGAUUCCCAGAAAUUACCCUCCAACUUUGUUUGUUCACAUGCCUAAGGAUCGUGCUAGAGUGGGGCGAAUAGCUGAGAAUAUGGAAGCUCUCAGGGCGAAGGGUAUAGAUGUUGGAGAACUUAAAUGCAUGGAAUUUCCAUUGACUCCAAGGCUCUUAUCUGAUAGAAUUCCUGGUUUGGACCAGACCACCUCCAUCGCAAUAUUUGAGAUAUUUAAAGAGAAAGGAAUUGUUAAUGACGAUGGGUAUAUGAGGAAUGAUGGGCGUAAAAUUGAUUGGAAGGAAUCACUCAAGGAGAGAGAUGUAUUGUCUGAUAAGUAUGAAUGGAGUAGCCAUAUCCAAGAGGAGCUUAAUCUUGCUUUUGGGUACCAUGAAAUGACUAGCUUGCAGUCUGAGCAGAUACUCAACUGGUUUGAGUCUCACUUGAGUCGAUUUUAAGUUUCUCUCUGAAUGGUUAUAGAGAAGGAAAUUUACAGAGUGAUUGCCUAGGGGCAUUUUGUUACUUUGAGUUUCCCAUCGUUUCUUUUCUGUAGAUUAUUGAUAAUCUUGUGUAAAUUAUGGAUAAUCUGAUAAGUUUAUGCAUGCCUCAUCUAGAAUUGCAAAUUCUUCAUUGGUUCAUUAAUGAAGAUUCACUUUUGA